This is a messenger RNA of Rhinolophus ferrumequinum (greater horseshoe bat), 261 nucleotides long. Its product is annotated as small nuclear ribonucleoprotein F-like. Gene Ontology annotation, cellular component: U1 snRNP; catalytic step 2 spliceosome. NCBI's taxonomy places the organism in Eukaryota, Metazoa, Chordata, Mammalia, Chiroptera, Rhinolophidae. Gene Ontology annotation, biological process: spliceosomal snRNP assembly; mRNA splicing, via spliceosome. The record is from RefSeq and is a predicted model, not a curated record. The transcript has a single exon. Bases 1 to 261 code for a protein of 86 amino acids. Gene Ontology annotation, molecular function: RNA binding.
AUGAGUUUGCCCCUCAAUCCCAAACCUUUCCUUAGUGGAUUAACAGGAAAGCCAGUAAUGAUGAAACUGAAGUGGGGAAUGGAGUACAAAGGCGACCUGGUAUCUAUAAAUAGCUACAUGAACAUGCAGCUUGCGAACACAGAAGAAUACAUAGAUGGAGCAUUGUCUGGACAUCUGGAUGAAGUUUUAAUAAGGUGUAAUAAUGUCCUUUAUAUCAGGGGCAUUGAACAAGAAGAAGAAAACAGGGAAAUGAGAGAAUAG